Messenger RNA from Ictalurus punctatus (channel catfish), 4003 nucleotides. RefSeq lists its product as uncharacterized. Lineage: Eukaryota; Metazoa; Chordata; Actinopteri; Siluriformes; Ictaluridae. The record is from RefSeq and is a predicted model, not a curated record. The transcript has 5 exons. Bases 228 to 1751 code for a protein of 507 amino acids.
CACACACACACACACACACACACACACACACACACACACACACACACACAUAGUAUCAGACUCACUGUGUUUGUGUAACCAUUGACUACAGCAGAACUCAAUCACCUACACACACUGGGCUUUAAACUUGCUGUUACCACGGCAACAAGGGCGACGGACUAAACCAUUAACACGACACACGCACUCCUGAACCCGCUGCAGUUUGAGAUCUUCUACGCCCUUGAGCCAUGCGAAAUCCGAGUCACGGCGUUCCCUGCGAUCGGAGCUGUACCUCCAUGUUAUGGUCCUUCUCUGUAAGUCAGGGUCUUCACCUUCACCUCCACGCUUCAGACCAGGCGAGAGGCUCGAGUCCUAAAGCGCUGAGGAAAUAUGACUUCAGAUUGCUGGCUCCUCACACUGUCGGCGCUUUUCACCGAAGACGCCAUGCGGGCUCGGGAAUGGCGUCGCCGGUUACUCGGACGAACGGGUCGCUCAUGGCAUGUGGAAAGCGGUGCGUUCUGUCCCUGAGACCCGAGCGCUGCGGCAAUAAAUCCGAACACGAGAAACCCGACGAGGCCGGAGAGAGCGGGAGAGGAGCGAGCACCGCUAACGCCGUCCUGGACGAACACGGGAAAACGGGAGAGGAGAAAAAGAGAGCACGGAGCGGUGUGGUGAGGACGAGAGCGAUGGCGACGUCGGACACCCGACCCUCCACUGCUCCGGCGGGACGGAGCGGCGUUGAUCCGCUCUCACCAGGAACUCCAGGUUACAGGAUGGUGUGGAGAACCUGUGAAAAUGGACACCAUGACACGCUGGAUCGCACCUCGCCUGGAAAUCCCGUUCUUCACCUGUAUCUGCCCAGCUCCCACGCUGACUCCAGGAAAGAAGCGGACGACGUGUUGGACGCCGCUGGAACGGAGCGAAAGAUCGGGGAGAAUCAAAUUCAAGAACGUCCUGAUGUGUGGAAUGACGAGGACAAUGGAAACCGUGACGUUACAGGAGGAAACGGAGCGCCUGACGUCGUAGGAGACGUCGUUACGACGGAGACAGGAAGCGAGCGAAAGCACGAGACGGAAGAAGACGACGAUAAUUGCGAAAGGCGCCGAGGCAGCCAGAACGAGCUUGUUGAGAAAGAACAGCACGAACGACAUGGUGGAAGAGAGAACGGUUACGACGUCGCUGAGGAACGUAGCGCUGUAGGAGAAGAGGGACUUCCUGGAAAGUCAGGUGACGCACCUCGACUCACGGCGGAAGCGCGUCAGUGCGUUUUCGAGGAAAGGCAGAACGCACCGGCGACGAAGCUCAAAUCUGGAGCUGCUCACGUCAGAAACCCAGAAAGCAAAAGCACGAGGAGGCUGACUCUCCCGGCGCCGGCUUUAUCGUUCCCCGGUACACUCGCACGCGCACGCUCUUCGCCCUCGCCGUGUGUCCUGCCGUCGUUUUACGGCCCCCCCUUUGGCCGUCGCGCCCGAACGCCUCGCACGCCCGAAUGCCACCGGGCCGACGGAGUCAGCUUUGACAAAAGAUCCGUAAAACCUGCGCCGGAAAGACCCCCGAGCUUGGACAGGAGAGGAAGUCGGCACAUCUUGAAAACGGAGCCCAGAGGAACAACCGGGCUCUGCCCUAAAAUAAUGAGCUCUGAGUGCUGGGGGUGUCUGUCUCGUAAAACCAAAACCACCAAGACGUUCGUGUGGGGGCCUCGGGGGCCUCAGGAGACCAAGAGUGUGUGUGAGCUACACACUCGAACCAACAGGUGGAGGGGUUUGGACUGACGCAGAGGUUUGAGUGAACACGGACCGACAACACGCCGUAUUCUCUGGACUACGAUUUCUUUUUAAAGUAGCUUACGGAAGAGCUCGAAGCAGCCACGUAUCGCCCCCCUCCCCCACCCCCCCCCCCCCCCCCCACCUUUUCUUGUUUUCUUAAUCACAUAACGACUUCAUUUUCUCCUGAUCUCCACAGAACAAACAGCUCUUUUAUCACGACAUCGUUUCUCCAGGAAGAACCUCCCGAACCUUGCGAAUACGACCGGGGUCACAUGCACGUCGGCCAUUUUGUUACGUGGAGAUCACGAGAAAACAGGAAACAAUAACGCGUGGCGUCUCAGGGCUUCCGUAACAUACAAACAAACCUGCGCUACCGGUCAAAGGUUUAGACACUCAUAUUUCAUACUCACAUUUUAUCGCACAUUUUCGAAUAGGAAUAAAAGUCAUCAAAACAAACAAACAAAAAAAAAAUCCAGAAUAAAUCGAAAUAAUUUAAUAUUUUAGCAUCUUCAAAGUCGACGCCCUUUUCGCUGAGAAUUCCCAGAAAUGUAUUCUCGGCAUUUUCUCAAGCGAUUUCUUGAGGAAUUUCCCCGAGAUGCUUUUUAAACCGUACUAAAGGAGUCCAUCUUAUCUUCUUAUCUCCUGCUUUUCCGAAUAUUUCUCUCCGGGUCGUCCGUUUAAAACGAUGUUUCCUUGUAAAUAAAACGUUCGUUUGACAAUGAAAGAAACAAAACCGUCGGCACGAUGAUAUUCCCGUCCACGACACCGAUUUCGCACGUUUCCUCACACGCACACCUUCAGAUCAAAAGCUUUUUAAGAUCGUGAGAAACGUCUCGAUCGAGCGUCCACAAACUUUUGACCGGCAGUGUACGUGCUCAGGAACUUUUUGUGUCAUCCUGACUGUCGUGUUCCUGUUUAUUAACGUUUACGGUGGCUGUGCUAAUUCAGAAUCGACGCUAGUUCGUUAAAUUGAUUAUCACUGAUUAUUCGUCAUGCCUUAACAUUAAUAAUGAAUAAAUGCAGGGUUGCCAGGGUGACGAUUUAUUAUUUUAUCAUUCGUUUUUGGGGUUGAUUGAAAAUGACAAACGUUCUUUUAGCAUGUUCGGGGCUUUUAAAAGCGAAUAAUCGCAACUAAAUGGAAUCAAACAUAGGUUUGCGACAAACAAAGUGUAAGUGCAAAGAGACAGCGUGUCGACGGCGUACAGAAGCGUUUCUGUGCCAAAGAUUAGGAAAGGGAAAGGACGAUUUUAUCGGAGCGGAUGAUAUCACCCGCACUAGCCGAUGAUAAAUAUUCGUAUUGCAGAUACUUGGUUGAUUUCAGGUCUUUUGUGUGGUGUAUGUAGCUCUAGGUGUAGGUUAGGGGUGGAAGACCUGGCAACCCUUUACAGGAUGGUAUUAUAUUGGAAUAAAUUGAUUUGCAGUGAGCAUGUUGUACGCUAAAUGUCAAUAUUAACACUGAAAAUCCCACCAGCUGAACUUCGCGUCGUAGGAAGCUGCGGUGAGCUACAACGAGGAAGUUCAACAGGAAGUAAAAUGGGAUGUAGGAAUUCUGAGGGCGUCGAUUUCCCUAAAAUGAACAUCGACACAACAACACUAACAUUAUCAUUCAGUUUCUACUGUAUGCUGUUUUAUGAAGCAUGAAGUUUGAUGUCAAAUAAGUCGAUAUUUCUGUAUGUUUUCCACACAAUAAAAGACAAUAAAAUAGAACGAAUAAGAAUAAGACCAUAAAGUUGCCUCGAGAUGUGUGGAAUGUGCGAAACUCACGGAUGAAGAGGGCGCACGUCUCGAGAGAACUGUAAAAGAGGACGAGAGACGGACUCGUGUUCGCGUUGACGACCUGAAUACCUUCUAGUUCGUUUUAAAAGUUAGCUGCUUGGUGAGUGGAGGCAUAAAUCAACAAGUGGAGACAGUGUGCACUGACGCUAUAAUAAACAGAUUCGGAGUUAAGGGAUGGAAUGAUUCCAUAACUCCAUAUGCAGGCAGAGAGAGAGAGAGAGAGAGAGAGAGAGAGAGAGAGAGAGAGAGAGAGAGAGAGAGAACUUGGGAUAGAGACAGAAUGUCAGAGAAAGAAAGAGACAGUGUGAUGGAGACAGAGGAAGCAAAGGAACAGGAACAGAGAGAGAGAGAGAGAGAGAGAGAGAGAGAGAGAGAGAGAGAGAGAGAGAGAGAGAGAGAGAGAGAAAGGAAGGAAUGAGGAAUAAAUAUCAUACACUGAGUGCCAAGAAAGAUAUGAACAUAAAUAAACAAAUUAUUAAAGA